Messenger RNA from Dermacentor andersoni, 4858 nucleotides. RefSeq lists its product as uncharacterized. Gene Ontology annotation, molecular function: DNA-binding transcription factor activity, RNA polymerase II-specific; RNA polymerase II cis-regulatory region sequence-specific DNA binding. NCBI's taxonomy places the organism in Eukaryota, Metazoa, Arthropoda, Arachnida, Ixodida, Ixodidae. Gene Ontology annotation, biological process: regulation of transcription by RNA polymerase II. The record is from RefSeq and is a predicted model, not a curated record. Gene Ontology annotation, cellular component: RNA polymerase II transcription regulator complex.
ACCCGAAUCCAGCGCUCGAUCCAAGACCGGCUGGCUUCGCGAGUUCGCGCCAGAGUCGAAAAGGGCGCUCGCUGUGCGGCGGUUCGUGUGCGGGCGUUUACCGUUGAGCGUGGGGUUGAGUGGUGCAAGCUGUGCAAGUGUUCCCCGCGUCGGUUCACCAUGCGGCGGCAUCCGGUCAGCGUGCGAGCGCGGCCGCGGUACAACAGCGUCCGCGAUCGUCGUCCGAGCUGACGCCGCCGGGGGGAACGAUCGCCGAUCAGCUGCGCCAGUGCACGACGGCGUCGCUCGCGCCGGCGCCAAAAACUGCGACGCCGAGCGACGUGUUCAUCGUUUCCGGGAGACGGCGGCGACCGACGUCAACAACAAGAUCAGGCACAUCGUCAUGUCCGAAUACUGUCUCCAACCGUGCAGCACGAACCGGAACAUCAUGUUCGUCAAGACGAGGGAGCCCAUCGCGGACGACGUAUUCAGCCCUGCGUCGUCGCCCAAGCGACUCUGCCUUGACAUCGAGUCCCGAACUUCCUGUGACGACGUGGACAAGAUAGCUCGCAUCAUCCUGACACCCACGCCGCCAUCUGAGUCCCCCGUGAAACGGCCCCUCCAGGAUGUCACCCUCCGUCACAACAACAGCGGCAGCUCAUCACCAUCACUCCCACCAUCACCCGGCACACCUACCAAGUCCAACAGCGACUUCUUGGGGAGCCCCUCAGACCCCAUGACACCAACGGCUCGUCUCAAGCUGUUAUCCUGCCUGGCUGCUGAACGAUUGCCCUAUACGAGUGGUGAAAAUGGAGCGGACGACGAGCUCUCCAAUCACAGCAGCAACUCUGAGAACCAGAAGCCGACCAGUCGGAAGGACAAGUCCCUUGGCUUGCUCUGUCAGGCGUUCCUGAGCCUUUAUCCUGAAUACACGAGUUCAUCGGACCACAUCAUUGUUUCCCUAGACGAAGUCGCCAAACACUUGGGCGUGGAGAGGCGGCGAGUGUAUGACAUUGUCAACGUCCUCGAGAGUGUCGGCAUGGUGACCAAGGAGGCCAAGAACAAGUACCGCUGGUUCGGCAAGGGGGCAUUGCUGGAGACCUUGCCAAAGCUCAAGGCCCUCUCGGAGAAGAGCAACAUAGCAGGCCAGAUCCACUCGGUGAAGGACUUUGAGUUCAACCACUCCCUCGAGAUGAGCAGCCAGUUGUUUGUGGUGCCGUCCAAUGAGGCCAUCAACUCGGGUCAGGUCACGGCAGCGUCCAUGACGGCCGACAACGGAGGAGGGAGCGGAGGAUCCGGCUUGGCCACCCUCCAGGACUUGGAACUGCGUCGAGAGAAGUCCAUGGGCAUCAUGAGUCAGCGCUUUCUUAUGCUGUUCCUGACAUCGCCGCCAAAAACAGUAAGCCUGGACUUGGCUGCCAAAGUACUCAUCGGUGACCCAACAGUUGACAAGACGCAGUCCCUAGUCUACAAGACCAAGAUCCGACGGCUGUACGACAUCGCCAACAUCCUGACCAGCCUGGGUCUCAUCCGCAAAGUCACGGUGACCGAGUCCCGGGGCCGCAAGAGCGCUUUCAAGUACAUAGGCCCCGACAUCGGCUCAGCCAACACAGAGGAAGAUAUUCAAGUCCAGACGCAGUCGCGGCACUCGCUUGUCGCCACAGGAUUUUCGUUUAAGAGAAAUGCCCUGUCAAAAGACGAGAGUUCGAUGUCAAUGCCGCAGUCGCCGGGCUCUAAUGAAUGUACCGCACAAGUCCUGGAACUCCUGCAACAAACGCAAGAACGCUCCAAGCGUGGCUCAUCGCGGCUGAUGCGGACGCACAGCGACGACAUUUCAGCGCCCACCCGGAAGAGCCGCCGCGGACCCCAGUUGGCCUCGACGGCGACACCCGCGUCGACUGCAAAGACCCUGGUGCGACACGCCAGCUUCCACGACAUCUGUGAGGUCGCCGAGAUGGAGCGGCGGCGUCUGUACUCGGAGGAGGAGGAGAACCGAGACCUGUCCACCCAUGAUGCGCCAGUUGGCAACGACAGUGGCGUGGCUGGCGCGGACAAGUCUCCUGGCGGCGCAGAACGUGGAGUCGAUGGAGCUUCCCCAAGCAAGGUGCCUACAUCCGAUGUUGAACAGGCUGAAGCCAAGAAGAGCGAGCCAAGCGCGGAGUCCCACGUGAUCACCCUGUCCGAAGAGCAGUACACCAGUCUGCUGCAGUCGCUGAAUUUGCCGAUCCACUCCAAGCCAAUCAUCAGCAUCCAGCAGGAGAAGGCAAAGAAGGCCGAGCCACCCUGCAAGUGUACGGGCACCCAGCAUCAGCAGCAGCCACAGCACUUGCAGACGACUCGGCAGACGGUGUCGCAGCAGACGACAACUGAGCAGAUUGCUUCGCAACAGACGACGGUACAGCAGAUGCCGGCGCAGCAGGCAACCAUGCUGGCGGCAGCGGAAGUGCCAACCAUCCUGACUCCCACUUUCCGCUGGGUCAUCGAGCACGACCAGAGGACACCGUCGGGAGCCAGCGGCACUGAAGAGGUCAUCACGACGCUGGCGCUCCCUGCCGCAGCCCGCAAGCUCACAUACGACAGCGUUCCGACUACGCCAGUUUCGCCAGGAGCCGAGCAGGGUCUCGUUCUAAGCUUAACGGCUGCAGAAGCAGCAGACGACGUGGCCCUCAAGCUGCCGCCGACAACGGCAGCAGGAAUGGUAACGCCGCUGACGUCUAACUACUAUGCUUGCUUCGUCCGUGGCCCCUCGUCGUCGCCGGAGGUGUUGCCGCUGGUCACUACAACAGCGUCGUCCUCAUCUUCACCGCAGAUUCCCAUCUUCUCGCCGUCUAACUGUGUGCUUGCCCUGUCUCCUGUCGUUCUUGGCGCGGCCCACCAUGGCCAGGCAGCAGUGUCGGCCAUCGCGCUUCCGGCGGGAACGAGGUUCUUGACGGCCACCACACCAGCAGCAGCGCCAGUGCCCCCCGAAAAGAAGGCCUCGACGGCUGCGCGUAAGUUGACGCUGACCAAGUGAGGAGCUUUUUGACAAAAUGCUGGAUAGACUCAGCAAAACCAGCCGGUGAACAAUCAUGAAUUUGCGGUGGUGGCUAUGCAAAAUUUCACAUUGAAUGCGAGUGCGUGGAAAAGACUGGGCAAAAGUUACAGAAGAAAAAAAUAUCCCAGGGGUGCAGCGAGGCUUGCAUUUCUAAAACUUCGUUUGUGGGGCCACCUGGUCAGUCAAGAAGGCUUAAAUUUGGCUUGCGGUGACUUGCAGAAGUUUGGUGAUGAACUAGCGGUGUCCGCAGGCAGUCAUGGCCAGAAUCUGUAUCGGCACAGCGUAUGCUGUGACUCACGGUGCAAUCGUCUAUUCCGCAACUGUGGUGCAACGGACAUCUAGCAAGAGGAGUAACGCAGAGCUCUGGUGUUGCUGGAUUGUUUGUCGCUCUGUGGCCAGGCAUCAUCCAGCCUUCUAAAGGAAAGCAUGGAGUGCAGAGGGAAGCGAUUCAUUUGUCCCUCCAAUGUGUGGUGAGGCAUCUCCCUGUGUGCUAUAAUGUGUGCAUGUGUGUGUGUGUGGUGUGUGUGUGUGCUGUACAACUUGACAGAUCUUCUACUGUUCUUCACACACCAUUUGGGAGUUUGCAAAGACAUGCGUGUUUGACUGUGUUCAGCAUUAGGACAUUGGGCCAAAAGCUUCGCACUUCAUUUUCCACGGUGCAGCAGGAUGUCAACAAGGACACGCAUCACUACUGUGGGACCUGUACUGUGGUUUGUGAGACGUGAAAAAAGUGACAUUCCGCAACGUAAUCACCGUCAGCCAAUGUGGUAAAGCCUUUUACGGUUUGUUGGUCAAGUAUGUUCUGCUGGCUUGGCCGCAAUGCUUCGACCAUUUUUCUAGUGCCUCCCAGGUUCCUCCUGCCUGUGUUGCGUGCCGCAUGACGUCGAAGCAGGACACAUUCUGCUGCGCAACCAUCUUUGCCCCAGCAGCACUGAAGAGCUCUGAAAUGCUGAACCUUUCAAGAUUCAAGGGCAAGACAUUAUCGACAAAUCCCACCACGUUUUUGGCCACUUUUCGACCACUCAAAUGUUGUUGUGCUACGUGCCAGCUUCCUCACAUUUACUGUUAUGUGGAACUGUCUGCAUGCUAGCUUUACUGUUGAGCUUAACGUGUCGCUAGAUUUCGUUUUUUUUUUGGGGGGGGUAGUGACAUUUUCAUAUUUCAAGUCAUGUUGUCACUUGUUACAUGCCUAGUAUUGUUGUUUGGGCGUUGUUGGAGAGUACGCUUAAAGAUGGGCAUUAGGUUCGUCUCUCGUCACCAUCCAUGACACUUUUUCUUUUUUUACCAGCAGUUAUUACUCCCAUCAUCAGUCUUGUUCUCAUUCAUUACUUUUUCAUCAAGUUCAUCACAUCUGGGUUCGAAAGGGACUUUAGGGUUCAUUCGUAGUCACUGUUGGGGCUUUGAAAAAUGGUUUUAGGUUGAGGUGUAAAUGCCACAUGCUCACUGCCAUUUUUUUUAUUUCUUUGUGGUAAUGGUUCCGGGAUGAACGUGCAUUCCUACUGGGCAGCACAUCAGUGUUGGCUUUUAUUUAUUCACACAGGCACUUGUACAUAGUGGGCGUAAAAUGCCUAGGCUCCAACGUUCCCCCUUGCCAACUUCCGUAGCGACAUCGGCGGCAUCGUCAUCAAAAUUUCCUCCUUGCGGACAUUUGUUCAUAGAGACUGUGUAGUUUCACCGUAAAAGGAAGGACUGUUGUCUUUUUAUCUUUUUUUUUUCUCUGGUCGAUUGGUCGCUGUUGUGAAACAACUGUUCUCGUCCUCGAUGUAGCUUUGCAAAGAAGCAGUGAAUGCAACUGAGAAAUAAAGUGCUACUAUAAUUGCCACACUGUUGGCAUGGUGAAUGGAA